Molecule: messenger RNA, 567 nt
Organism: Chiroxiphia lanceolata (lance-tailed manakin)
Lineage: Eukaryota; Metazoa; Chordata; Aves; Passeriformes; Pipridae
Gene: ARL13A
Product: ADP ribosylation factor like GTPase 13A
Exons: 5
Coding region: 1-567 (188 amino acids)
Biological process (GO): receptor localization to non-motile cilium; non-motile cilium assembly
Cellular component (GO): non-motile cilium; ciliary membrane
Molecular function (GO): GTPase activity; GTP binding
Source: RefSeq, a predicted model, not a curated record
AUGUUCCACCUCUUCUCCCACUGCUGGUCGUGGCUGCAGGCCAUACAGGAGCCCAUCAGAAAGGUGACCCUCCUUGUCGUGGGGCUGGACAAUGCUGGGAAAACCUCUGUCAUCACGGACGUAGAGAAAGGUGAGGAGCAGCACCAGAGCCGGCCUCAGACGGCGCAGCAGCUUUAUCGUCCUUUGCAACCAACGCUGGCCGGGGAGGUGCUGCCCGACGCACAGCCCGGCCAGACCCGGCUGCGGGUGGACAGGUUCGAGGUGACGCUGGUGGAUCUGCCCGGGGGGCAGCGAUCCCGCAGUUCCUGGCGCAGCCACUACAGCGGGGCCCACGGGCUCCUCUUCGUCCUGGACUCCAGUGACCUGGCGCGGAUGGAAGAGGCCCGCAAGGUCCUGAGUCGCGUCCUGAGCCAUCCCGACAUCUCCGGGAAGCCUCUCUUACUGCUGGCCAACAAGCAAGACGCGGCGGCCGCGCUGCUGCCCUGCGAGGUGAUCGAGCGGCUGUGCCUGGAGCGGCUGGUCAACGAGAACCGCUCUCCCUGCCGCAUCCUGCGCUCCCCGGGCUGA